Messenger RNA from Mycena indigotica, 435 nucleotides. RefSeq lists its product as uncharacterized. Bases 28 to 435 code for a protein of 135 amino acids. Gene Ontology annotation, cellular component: mitochondrion; mitochondrial intermembrane space. Gene Ontology annotation, biological process: mitochondrial respiratory chain complex II assembly; succinate metabolic process. NCBI's taxonomy places the organism in Eukaryota, Fungi, Basidiomycota, Agaricomycetes, Agaricales, Mycenaceae. The record is from RefSeq and is a predicted model, not a curated record. The transcript is spliced from 4 exons.
UUCUUCGAUACCUACCAUAUAGUACCGAUGCGCGCCGCCCGCCGUUGUCUCGCGGAGGCCUCGCGGCAGACGCUCAACGCGCAGCACGUCGCCGCCGCGCUCCUCCCGCCUAAACCACUACUCCGCGCUUUGCUCCGCGCCCACCGCGGACUCGCGGCGGACCUGCGGUACAUGGGCGACCGCUACGUCAAGGACGAGUUCCGGCGGCAUCGCGAGACGACGAAUCCGGUCCACGUGAUGGGCUUCCUCGCGCAGUGGAAGAUGUACCUCGACGCGCUCCCCCGCGGGCCAGGCGCGCAAGAGUGGCGCGGGCGGAAACUAGACGCGACGGCGUUUGAGAAGAUGUCGACGGAGCAGCUCGGCCAGCUGCAUGAGCUGAUGCAUGCCGCGAAGGGCGUGUGGAGGGAUGUGCCGCCCGGGGAAGAUCGGGCUUAG